Talaromyces marneffei is the source of this 1146-nucleotide messenger RNA. RefSeq lists its product as uncharacterized. The transcript is spliced from 3 exons. NCBI's taxonomy places the organism in Eukaryota, Fungi, Ascomycota, Eurotiomycetes, Eurotiales, Trichocomaceae. Gene Ontology annotation, molecular function: flavin adenine dinucleotide binding; electron-transferring-flavoprotein dehydrogenase activity. Gene Ontology annotation, cellular component: cytoplasm. Bases 1 to 1146 code for a protein of 381 amino acids. The record is from RefSeq and is a predicted model, not a curated record.
AUGAAGACCAUACUUAUCCUCGGAGGAUCCUUUACCGGCGUCGGUACUGCCCACCGAAUCCUCAAACAAGCCUCCAAAACCGGACCGGCCGUCAAGAUUAUUCUUGUGUCCCCCAAUACCCAUCUCUACUGGAACAUCGCCGCUCCUCGAGCUCUCUUACCAGGACAAUUUACAGACGACAAGGUCUUCCAGUCCAUUGCCGAAGGAUUCAAACAGUAUCCAAAGGAUCAGUUUGAGCAUGUUAUCGGGUUUGCGAGCAGUCUUGAUGUAGCCAAUCGGAAAGUGGAAGUUUCUGUCGAUGCCGAGGGGACAAAAUCAGUGACUACAGUCAGAUUUGACUUUUUGAUUAUUGGCACAGGAUCCAGAAGCAAAGAGUUUGGUGAAGAUGUCAAGGCGCCAUUCAAAGGGUUGGGUUCAACGGAGGCGACAAAGAAUGCCCUGCAUGAGUUUCAGGAAUUGGUGAAGAAUGCGAAAACGAUCGUUGUUGCUGGUGCUGGUCCGACUGGUGUUGAGACUGCUGGUGAAUUAGGUUAUGAGUAUGGAAAGAACAAGAACAUUAUUCUAGUCACGAGUGGCAAGACCGUGCUCGAAACCGCCAUAUCUAGCGUAUCCAAAACAGCACUGGGCAUGCUUCGAGAUUUGAAUGUCGACGUCAAACUGCAAACCAAAGUCGAUCGGACGAACCGCGAAGGAGCAAAUCAAUUCGAAAUAUCCCUUUCUGACGGAAGCAAACUAUCCGCCGAUCUUUACAUACCCACAUCAGGCAUUGUUCCCAACUCGUCAUACAUACCUGACAAAUACCUCAAUGCAAAUGGCUUCGUCAAGGUGGACGAAUACCUCCAGGUGAAGGGUCUCGAGGACCAGCACGUCUGGGCUAUUGGGGAUGUCUCUGACCUUGAGUCACCGCAGUUGAUGGUCGCGGAUAGGCAGUCUGGCCAUUUGACGAAGAAUAUAGGUUUUAUCUUGGACAAUAAGGCUGCCCUUCCGUACAAGGAAGGUAUGCGUGGUAUGGGAUGCCAGAUUGGCAAAAAGGCCGGCACAGGACAUCUGGGUUGGGUCAAAUUGCCAAGUUUUAUGGUUUCAUUUUUGAGGAAGAACUUGUUUGUUGAGAGGCUGGCAUCGACGGUGGAUGGUUCUGCGUAUUGA